This is a messenger RNA of Neodiprion fabricii, 1707 nucleotides long. RefSeq lists its product as uncharacterized. Gene Ontology annotation, cellular component: transcription regulator complex; nucleus. The transcript is spliced from 2 exons. The record is from RefSeq and is a predicted model, not a curated record. Gene Ontology annotation, molecular function: DNA binding. Bases 75 to 986 code for a protein of 303 amino acids. Gene Ontology annotation, biological process: regulation of transcription by RNA polymerase II. Lineage: Eukaryota; Metazoa; Arthropoda; Insecta; Hymenoptera; Diprionidae.
GUCCUGCGCGCUAAUCGCUAUCCCGCCGCUAUCUGCGCUAGUAUUCGCUCGUGCAUCGCUCGGACCGGUUUUGCAUGAAUAUCAAGAACUGUCGAAUGCUUCCGAGUUCGGGGAGAGAAAAAACGGAGCGAUUUUUAUCGGAAAAAAUAGGCCGAAUAGAAGAACGGAAGAAUACGGCAGAAAAAAUGAGGGACGAAGUGAAAAUGGACGCGAAUCGCUUGAUAGCUGAAGUUUACAAGAGACCGGCCCUCUGGAACCAAAGACACAUUUCCUACCAUAACCGCGAAGUAACUAACCGCGUUUGGAUGGAAAUUGCCACGAUUUUUAAGCUUCCACAACCAGUCCUUAAGGCGAAAUGGAAGGGACUGAGAGACACUUUCCGAGCAGAAUUGAAGAAAGAACAAGUGUACCGAAAGAGUAAAUACCAUAGAAAUCGUCCGGUGUGGAUACAUUACAAGAAUCUUCAAUUUCUGAAGGAACAAAUGUUACCACGACCGCCAAUUUGGGAAAGAAAUAGGCGCGAAAACGUCGAGGAAACCGAUACGAGUGAGAAUGAAAAUCUAUUGCAAGAGGAUACCCAAGAGGCACUCUCCGAGCACGUCAUGUCUAUAGACGGAAACGACUCUGGUAAAGUGGAUUCUGUAAACCAAGUCGAGGUCAAGCAAGAGCCAGAAGAGAAUUUUGAAAAUCUUGAAUUUCAAAGUGUCUCGGAAAAUUUCGCUGACAACGAAAUGAUGCUCCAAAAUAUUUCUCCUGAACAAGUCCUGAUGGGUGGGUCAGAUUCGAAUAUCAGUUUGACCGUUGAUCCGUUAGAAGCAAGUCGAUGCGAUGAUAAUUACUAUUUUUUAAUGAGCCUACUUCCCCACAUUCGAACUCUACCCGCGGAAAAAAGAAUGUGGCUGCGAAUCCAAAUGCAGGAAUUGGUGUAUAAAGAGGUUUAUAAAAAAAGCAAUGCUGAUGGAGCGGAAGUGACCAAAAGUUCGUGAAUAUUGUUAUAAUUUAAGGAACAAAAACUUUUUUCAUUAAUGUACAUUUUUCACUUUGUAUUUAAAUUAUAGUAUUAGUUCUAAGUCAUGCAUUUCAACGAGUUUUAAUGCAACUCUAUUUUAUUAUUGUAAUAUAAUUAUUCAAAGUAUUAAAAACCUGAUCUCUCAUACAUCUUUAACAAGAUGUUAUAAACGAGUUUCAUCAUUCGAAUUCCAAUGUUACCUGUAAUAUUUUAUGCUUUAACUCGAAACAUAGAAAGAUACAUAAAACGUUUUUUCUAAAUUGGACGGGCAUUAUAAUAUAAAUUAUUGAAAAUACUGUAAUACUGAAGGUACAAUAAGAGUUCGGUUUUCGGAAACUUUCCGAAAAAAUCUCUGGAAUUUCUGAAACAGUAGUUACUCUAUGGUGGAAAUGUAUAACGUGCAACAAUUUAAAGAGCUCAAGCAUAGAAAUAAACAGUAAUUCAAAAGUCACGCGACUCUAGCCGUGAAUAAAAUGUUUUUUUGCAGUUUUGAUGCAAACGUAUAAAUCACACAUGGGCGACCUUUAGCCGCCUGUGUGUAGGCAACUAUUUUCACUGAUGGAAUCUUCUACAUGCAUGGCGAAUAAGAACAUCCAAAAUCUGUUACCAGGCUUAUGCAUUACGAUAAAUAUGUCCUAUACAGCUAUUCCAGAAAAAAUAACCUAGCAAUUGCGCGAACUUGAUGCAUGAAGUAUCCC